Messenger RNA from Arctia plantaginis, 1794 nucleotides. NCBI's taxonomy places the organism in Eukaryota, Metazoa, Arthropoda, Insecta, Lepidoptera, Erebidae. The record is from the annotation of a GenBank genome assembly.
AUGGAAUGUAAUGAUUAUAUGAAAAAUGGACUCUGUGGUGCGAAGGUGCCUGCUUGGAGUGGUCGCGUCGGGUUCAAGUUCGGAGCUAACGGCGCGGGCUCGCUGCUGGUGGCCAGCGCCGCUCACCUGUCUGGCGGGUCUACUAUCAACAUCCUGGUUUCUACGCCCGCGUCAUACCCCUCCGACCAUCCCUUUAUGAGCACCAUGGACGAGAUAACAUACUGGAUAUACACAAAGCGGGCACCAUGCCUCAUGAACUAUGACAAUGUUACCAAGAAACUACAUGAGGAAGCCCACUGUUCUAAGACUAAACCGAAAAGUGUUCCCAGUAAAGCCGAGGUGCCUACGCCCAAAAAGAAGAAAAAGAGAAAGUUGUCUCUGCUAGAAGAUGAUUCGGGAUCUGCUGAGAAGCUACAGAAUGUCUAUUUUGAUUCUUCACAAAACAAGAAGCAAACUUUGAUGAGUAGCGCUGAAUCUGAUAGUAUAGGAUCAGAUAUUGACUUCAAUAUUAGAACCUGCAUAACAAAGGGAAAGCAAAAACAUACCAAACUUAAAAAAACUAAUAAAUCACCAUUACACAAAAAGAACAAGGUGGUAACUUCUACUCCAAAAGUAUCUCAACUCAGGAGAAGCUUGCGCCAAGCGCAACAGACUCUCAACAACAAUAGCCAACUGAAUAGUUCCUUUCAAGUAGUUAAAACUAGUUUUACUAAUGGUCAUAAUGAAAAUCAUAGUGUUAUAGAGCAUAAAUCACAUGAAAAAACAAAAAAUUCAACAGAGUUACUCGCAGGCGGGGACCAGAGCAUUGACAAUAAGAAGAACAAUGCCAUUAAUAAGUUGAAUGAAUCCAAAAAUGAAGCACUAAAUGGUCAAUUUGAAGACUUAAGUGAUGUGUCUGGUUUUACAGCUAACUACAUAAGGUCUACUAAAUUGCAGUCAACAAAAACUCCAAGGAAAUUAAGAUGUAAGAACAACCGAAGCUUAGUAAAGGAAUCAAAGCAGAGUGGACAAAAAGACUGCACUAUGUUGGUUUGUGCUGACAAAUCGGUUAACACGGUGGCCCAAAAUAUUGUUCACGAUUGUAGCACCGAAUCAGAAAAUGUAAUCAACUUAGUAACUGCCAAAAGUACCGAGAGGACUCCGAGAGGAGAGGAGAGGACUAAAGUCAGCAAGAGUACCUCAUUACUGAAGUUUUUGGACUCAAGAACUGGUAAAGAGAGUAUGAGUAAAAAGAAAGUUUGUGGCACCCGAACAAGGCCUAGAACAAACCUCAAUGUUUCAUUUGAGUCACAGACUAGUGCACCACGGUAUCCAAAGAGACACAGAAAUAACUCAGCUACCCAGGAUGAAGAAAUCUCUGAGGAGGUAAAUCUGGGAGAUAAAAAGGAAAGUACCAGCCGAAAUUCGACAGACUUCAAUAAUUCUGACAAGAAAGAGAAUCCUGAUGCUACAACAGUAUCUAAAACUAGAAGUGGCCGUAGCUUAGGGCUUUCCCUGCGGCAACCAGAAAACUUAGUGCUUGUACUGAGUAACUCAACUGAGCAGGUCAGCUCUAUGGUUAGUAUGAACGUGGGGAGCUCUAUGGUAAGCCUGAAUGUGGCUAAUCCAAAAGCAGAAACUAAAGAGCGGAAGAAAAAACGUACAUCAAGACAUUUACGUUCAAAGAAGAUGAAUGAUAAGCGUGAAAGCUUACAGAAAGACUCACUUAGAGACAAGAGUGGUUUUACUGCUUGUUUUUCUGAUAGUGAUGAUGACAGUGAACCGUUAAAGCAGCGGAAAUUCUUUUGUUCUUAA